AUUCAUUGCAUGUGGUUGUUGUGAUUGUGUCAUUUUGAUUUUUGGCGAUGAAGAGCGAUUGACUGAAAAUUGAAGAGAUCAUUGCAAAAUUAAAACCGGUCAAACCGUUUUUAUUGUUAGUAUUGUAGAUUAAAACGAAAGAAAAUUUUAUAAGAAAUACGAGGUCUACUACGUCGUUGGUGUACAGAACAAUCGUUUUAGGAUUUUUAAUUAACAAGUGAUAUUUUGUGUAAUGUUUGUGUACGAUAAAUAAAUAAGCCAUACUUAUCAUUAAGAAAUGGAUUGGAAGAGCGUUGUAGAGCAGUUCAAAAAAACUUGGCUGACUACAUUUCUUAGUCUGAUACUGUUCUUUGGAGUUACUUACUUUUUAAUUUGGGCGGAGAGUCAAACAAUCCAAAGUAAUCUUAUGUUAGAUGAGUUGAUGUCUCGUGUGGAGAGUAUUGAUGUACACACAGCUGAUGAUGCUGCGCGUUACGAAGGUCGAGUUGUGCACAUUAUCGGUCCUCUUCGUAUAUUAGAACCUAUCUCAGAACCUGACUACAACAUUCAAGUGCAGGCUGUUAAGUUACGGAAGAGGGUACAGAUGUAUCAGUGGAUAGAAGAGUCAACUGAUCAGCAAAACUUUUUAAGUGAACCAGGUGAUGAGACACAAAAGACUUAUUGGUAUCAUAAAGAAUGGAAGGAUUAUGUUGUAGACUCUUCAUUAUUUUAUAUAAGGCCUGGUCACGAAAAUCCUACUUCAAUGCCAAUAUUCAGUGAAACGCAUAUUGCUGAAAGUGUUAAGAUUGGGUGGUUGUACUUAAGCUUAGAUGUAAAACGUAAAGUGAAUGAUUAUUACGAGAUAUGGUCUGACUCAAGACCAGAACGCAGUGAUAUCAAGUUGCACUCUGGCUUUUAUUACCAUGGUAUAAGUGCUUUGGAACAUGAGGUUGGAGAUCUUAGGAUACAUUUCUCUUAUGCGGGACGUGAGGGUGAUAUCUAUACUGCGGUGGGUGUGGUAGAAUCUGGUUCUUUACAACCAUAUAGUCCUGUUAACUUCCCAUCAGCAGACCCAAUAUCGCUGCUCCGCAAGGGCUCGUACACUCUGAAGUUUUUACAUGACUUGGAGAAACAAGAUGCCAACAUACACACAUGGAAGUACCGUUUGGUCGGCUUCAUACAAGUAUUUGCUUCAGCUAUGACUUUACAUCCGGACUGGAUCACUUUAUUUUUGCAGUGCAAGUGGAUAUCUGGCAGCCUCCGACGCUGUUCACGGCUGUGGGUUAAUUUCGUGCUGUCUUUUUCAUAUACAUUAUUUGUAAUGUCAGUUCCUUGGUUGAUCCACAGGCCGAUGUUUGGUGCAAUGGUGAUGGUGGGCGCGGUGUUGCCCCUGCUGCACUACUCCACGCUGCUGAGCCGGCAGGAGGGUGCGAGGGAGGCGAGGUACGCACAUUGGCACGAGCGCUGACCCGUGCCUCCAGCGCCUCCUCUCACUCUCACCCUUGCGGAGAUGUUUAGCCUCUCGUUCAUGGCGCUCCUCUAUGCAGCCAUUUUAAUUGAGGAUGUUGCUAUCGAGCAGCUGUAGUGAUGUGAAAUCAGUGUCCUUAGAAAAUAACAUACCUAUUUGACAGCUGUUUUUUUGUGUUUAUUAAAAUUGUUAUCAUUAAUUUAAUGCAACAGUUACAAU
This is a messenger RNA of Papilio machaon (common yellow swallowtail), 1666 nucleotides long. RefSeq names its product transmembrane protein 43 homolog (gene Tmem43). Gene Ontology annotation, cellular component: nuclear inner membrane. The coding region runs from base 278 to 1447 and encodes 389 amino acids. The transcript is spliced from 7 exons. Lineage: Eukaryota; Metazoa; Arthropoda; Insecta; Lepidoptera; Papilionidae. The record is from RefSeq and is a predicted model, not a curated record. Gene Ontology annotation, biological process: nuclear membrane organization.